UUGUGCAGGUGUGUGGGGAGAUCUCUCUCUCUCUUUCUCUCUCUCUCUCUCUCUCCAUGGAGAGCAAGAAACCUUGUCCUCGGGUAAGAGUGUAAAUUAAGCUCUCACUAUUUAUUGGAGGCUCUCAGCCAGCUUUUGAUGGAUUUCUUGGGAUUUCGUCUCUUAAAUGACAGACUAAAUACAAUAUUCAGCCGAAAAACAGCAGAAUUUCUGAUUCAGAAAAUGCCUGAUUUCUUGCGUGUGCUGAUACCUCAGGAAACCCAUUCUAGUGUUUUUGCCGGACGUUUCAGUCAUUGUCAUGACUUCGGACAGCUGGGAGCAAUGGUGGAGUAACUGGGUUUAGGAAUUUGCUUAUUUGGAUUUUUUGUCCAUAAAUGAAAAUAUUCUUUCCUGCCUUAUCAAACAUUGGAUUGUAUCUGAAACAGACAAGGACUGGGUCUACUUUCUCCUGGCUUGUUGAUUUCUGGAGUUUGAGCGCUCCUUCUUUAUGAAGGUGUGUGUGAGAGCAGAAUGGACAGACAGGUGUGCUGAAGCGUCCGUGUGUCUUGGCAUUCUCUCGCUCUGGGAAGAUGUUGGGUGGCUGGAGGCUGGCGGGCUGGCAGUCUUGCUCUGAGACCCUUAUUCGGGGUCUGGCCUCUGUUGCCUGCCUCAGCCUGUUCCUCACAGCUCUCUCACUGGACAUCACGGCUGCAUCAGAGUCGCUUGUGAGGACACACCAAACACACACCACCCAUGGAGUCAAGAACCACCACACUGUGCCUAUCACUUUCAACAGAUCACCUGGGUCUCUACGAGCAGGACAUGCAGGCACCACAUAUAUAUUCGGGAGAGACGGUGGUCUGAUCACAUACACAUGGCCACCUCACGACCGUCCAAGCACACGAGCCGAUCGGCUGGCGCUGGGGUUCAGUACUCAUCUGAAGGAAGCUCUCCUGGUGCGAGUCAACAGCUCCUCGGGGUUAGGUGACUAUCUCAAACUACACAUUGUAAAUGGCUACAUUGCAGCUAUAUUUAAUGUGGGCACAGAUGACAUCAACAUCGAGGAGAAAGCAAAGUUUGUAAAUGAUGGAAAGAACCAUAUAGUGAAGUUCACAAGAAGUGGCGGCAAUGCCACGCUGCAGGUGGAUGAUCUACCUGUUAUUGAGCGUUACCCCACAGGCCGUCAGCUCACAAUCUUCAACAGCCAGAUGACCAUCCAGAUCGGGGGGUGGGAAAGAGACCACAGCCGUGCCUUCCAGGGCAAAAUGUCUGGUUUCUAUUAUAAUGGCUUGAAGGUUUUUAACAUGGCUGUGGAAGGAGACCCCAACAUCCACAUCGAAGGCAGCGUGAGGUUGUUUGGGGAGAUGAAGUCUUCCUCCAUAACACCACAGUCCAGUGCUAAAUUUUCUCGCUCUGAGACCUCUACCUCAAUCAUGGAGAUCACCACCUCCAACCACAAGAUCAUAACGACUACAGCAAGAGCACCUCAACAGAAUACUGAUGACUUGCUGGUGGCAUCUGCCGAGUGCCCAAGUGAUGAUGAGGACAUAGACCCAUGCGAGCCAAGCUCAGGUGGAUUAGCUAACCCUACUGGACCAGGGGUGAAGAGCUAUCCUGGUCAGUCUGAGGUUUUCCAUGAGUCCAGCAGCACCACAGGCAUGGUGGCUGGCAUCGUGGCUGCUGCUGCACUUUGCAUUCUUAUUCUUCUCUAUGCCAUGUACAAAUACCGCAACCGUGAUGAAGGAUCGUACCACGUGGAUGAGAGUCAAAACUACAUUUGCAAUUCAGCCCAGUCAAAUGGAACAAUCUUAAAGGAGAAACCAAUGGAUGGUACCAGUAGUGUCAGCAAGAGCAAGAAAAACAAAAACAAGGAGUAUUAUGUGUGAUUCUAUCAUUCUCAUCCACAGUUCUCACAAAAGUCAACUAUAAGACCUACUCAUGUAAGAUAACAAAAACUGAGAGAUUGUGGAAAAGCAUUUAGUCAUUAUGUCUUAAACAGAAUAGAUGAAAGAACAGAAGGACAGCCACUUGCGGAUGUUCAGAAAAUGUCCAGCAGGCCGGUCGGAGUAAGACAAGCUGAUUAAAUAUCCAACAAUUACCCAUUAGUGAUGGAAAGAUGACUCUCACUUUCUUGUGUAACAAAUGCAAGAAUGGAAUGAAGAAUACGCAAUAGACUAUUACAAAAUGCUUUUGUGAUUUGUUUUGUUUUCCUGAAGCAUGAUAAUUCUUAUAGAGCUAAUAUGAAUGAAAGUUGACGAUAUAAUGGAAAAGAAGAUUCUUUUUGGCAAACAUAUGGCUUGCAAAACAGUUGUGGAUAUCUCAGUGAUUAUGGAUUUUAUGGUUAAGUCUUAUUUAAUGUUUCUAUACAGUAAAACCACAACUGUUUGUUUUAUAACCUGUUGCAUUGAGGAUGCAAACUUUGUCUACUAUAUGUCAAAAAAUGUCUUACAUGAGUCUAUUAUAGAGUUUACAGAUAACAAACAAUGCAAUUUGUUUUUUACAUUUUAUUUUUUCUAUUUUGUUAUCUGCAAAUGACUUUAAAAGUUGUCUCUUAACUUUUUGACUAUGGGUGUGCACAUACACGGCCCAUAUUUUCGAAUGUACUCUGAAAGACACACAAAACAGUGAAGCCAGAUCUUUCCAAAGACAUAUCACUAUCAAUAAACUCACAAACCUAAACUCCCGAGAGAUAGUUCUCAGCCUGCAGUGACAGAUGGGAUGAGUCCAUGUUUAAUUGUGCUUACCCUCAGAAUGCAAUCAUAUAUCAAAUUCAUUCACUCAUUUCCAUCAUGUGAGUACAUCAACAGAGUACACUCAUUUGACUUAUUUUUUUUAGACCUGUAUUGUUUUUUAUACAGUAUUUUAUUUCUGAGACUUUAAAAUUGUAAGCAUUAAAAAUAGCUGUGAAACAUUUAUCAAUCAAAUAAAAUAUU
This is a messenger RNA of Carassius auratus (goldfish), 2912 nucleotides long. RefSeq names its product neurexin-1-beta-like. The transcript has 6 exons. NCBI's taxonomy places the organism in Eukaryota, Metazoa, Chordata, Actinopteri, Cypriniformes, Cyprinidae. Bases 570 to 1865 code for a protein of 431 amino acids. The record is from RefSeq and is a predicted model, not a curated record.